UGGUGAAAAUGGCGGCGGUGCCGGAGCCGCCGAGCGACGGGCCGAGCCCCAGCCCGAGCCCGAGCCCCGCCGCCCCGGCCCCGGCCCCGGCCCCCGCCCCCGCCCCCGCCUCGCCGGCCCCCCCGCCCUCGCCCAGCCCGUCGCCGACGCUGGCGGUGAAGGCGGAGGCGGUGGAGAGCCCGGGGGAGGGCGGCCGGCCGGCGGCGGGGGCUGCGGGCCCGAGCCCGGGCCCAGGCCCAGGCCCCGAGCUCAGCGAGCGCCACACCCUGCUCGCCGUGCUGCAGUUCCUGAAGAAGAACCGGUUCCGCGAGGCCGAGGAGACGCUGCGGCGGGAGGCCAGCGUGCAGGAGGCGCUGGACGACGCGCUGAGGGCGGCCGGGCCCCGCGGCCCCGACUCGGUGCACCAGCCCGACGUCAGCUCGGUGCUGUCGGCCUACAGCAACCAGGGCGACCCCAGCCUGUACGAGGAGUACUACAGCGGCCUGAAGGCCUUCAUCGAGGCGGCGCUGGACGCGCUGAAAGCCGAGCUGGCCAGCCUGCUGUACCCGGUGUUCGUGCACCUCUACCUGGAGCUGGUCUACAACGAGCACGAACGGGAGGCCCGGCACUUCUUCCACAGGUACCAUGGAGAUCAGGAAGGUUAUUACCAGGAUGACCUGCGAGUGCUGGCUGGGCUGUCAAAGAAGGAGCACAUGCAGGGCAAUGAGACAGUGCUGGACUUCCGUACCAGCAAGUUUGUGCUGCGCAUCUCACGAGACUCUUACCAGUGCCUGAAGCGCCACUUGCAGGAGAGGCAUAACAACCAGAUCUGGAACAUUGUUCAGGAGCACCUGUUCAUCGACGUCUUUGAUGGGAUGCCCAGGAGCAAGCAGCAGAUUGAGUUAACGUCUGGAGGAAUGGCGGGCGAGGCCAAGAGGGAGGCGAAUAAAACCAAGGUGUUCUUUGGGCUGCUGAAGGAGCCUGAGAUUGAGCUGCCUCUUGAUGACGAAGAUGAGGAAGGAGAAAACGAGGAGGGGAAACCAAAGAAGAAGAAGCCAAAAAAGGACAGUCUGGGGGCAAAGAGCAAGAAGCAGGACCCUAAUGCCCCUCCACAGAACAGAAUCCCACUUCCUGAGCUGAAAGACUCUGACAAGCUGGACAAGAUAAUGAUAAUGAAGGAGGCCACGAAGAGGGUGAAGCUUGGUCCAGACUGUCUGCCCUCCAUCUGCUUUUACACCUUCCUCAAUGCCUAUCAGGGUCUCACUGCAGUUGAUUUCACGGAUGAUUCCAGUCUGAUAGCAGGCGGAUUCGCUGAUUCCACCGUGAGAGUGUGGAGCGUCACACCGAAGAAACUGCGGAGCGUCAAAGGGGCCACGGAUCUCAGUUUAAUUGACAAAGAGUCAGAGGACGUGCUGGAGAGAAUAAUGGACGAGAAGUCUGCCUGCGAGUUUAAAAUGUUACUGGGACAUGGUGGCCCUGUGUAUGGGACCAGCUUCAGCCCUGACAGGAAUUACCUUCUGUCCAGCUCAGAGGACGGGACAGUGAGGCUGUGGAGUCUGCAAACCUUCACCUGCCUGGUGGGUUACAAGGGACACAACUACCCGGUGUGGGAUACACAGUUCUCUCCCUAUGGCUAUUACUUCAUUUCAGGGGGCCACGAUCGUGUGGCACGGCUCUGGGUGACAGAUCACUAUCAGCCUCUGCGAAUAUUCUCUGGUCAUCUCUCGGAUGUCACCUGUACAAGAUUUCAUCCCAACUCCAAUUACGUGGUCACUGGAUCUGCAGACAGGACCAUCCGGCUGUGGGACGUUCUAAAUGGCAACUGCGUCCGAAUCCUCACUGGACACAAGGGGCCGAUCCACUCGCUGGUGUUCUCUCCAAACGGCAGGUACCUGGCCUCCGGUGCUACAGAUGGACGUGUGCUGCUGUGGGAUAUCGGUCACGGGCUGCUUGUGGGAGAGCUGAAGGGUCACACCGACACUGUCUAUGCCCUCAAGUUCAGCCGUGAUGGGGAGAUUUUAGCUUCAGGGUCCAUGGAUCACACAGUGAAAAUGUGGGAUACAGUGAAAGCCUUCGAGGACCUAGAGACAGAUGAUUUCAGCACUGCUACUGGGCACAUCAACUUGUCUGACAACUCGCAGGAGCUGCUUCUGGGCUCCUAUCUGACCAAGUCCACGCCAGUCAUCGGCCUGCACUUCACUCGUCGUAACCUGCUGCUGGCUGCAGGGGCGUACAAUCCGCAGUGACAGGCCCUUCCCACUGCUGGCUCAACCCUCCCUCCUCCUGCCUCUACAUCAAGGAUGGAGGAUAUUCCCAUCCUUGUUCCCCGGUCCCCACAUCCUUCUCAGAAUGAACAAAGGAUGCAGAUAUUUUCACGGUAUCCGUGGCAGUCUCAUAGUUGGCCCCACUCCUGCCCUUCAGCCCAGACCAAGGUGGCACAGCCUCCGCCACGUUUGCGACACAUUGCCGCACUCGGACAUUUUGCAGUAAUGUGAAUGAACGGGGUUGUUCCUCUUGGUGUUUUUUUUUAAGUUUUGAUGAAAUUUACAAUAAAACACUGAAAUCAGGUAAUGGUGUCCUGAGAAUGUUUCUGCAAAGUAAGAAGUACAUUUUCCCUUUGCAAAGGAAAAAUCCAUCAAUGCUUUGCACAGGCUUCUCUCCAUGUGAAUGUUCCUGUAUCAGGACAUUCUUGGCGUUUAAAGCACGGCAAUAAAGGUAUUUUCUUAUUUGCAGAGACAAGGCA
This is a messenger RNA of Pristis pectinata (smalltooth sawfish), 2722 nucleotides long. RefSeq names its product TAF5 RNA polymerase II, TATA box binding protein (TBP)-associated factor (gene taf5). Gene Ontology annotation, molecular function: protein binding; RNA polymerase II general transcription initiation factor activity. The transcript has 10 exons. Gene Ontology annotation, biological process: transcription initiation at RNA polymerase II promoter. NCBI's taxonomy places the organism in Eukaryota, Metazoa, Chordata, Chondrichthyes, Rhinopristiformes, Pristidae. The record is from RefSeq and is a predicted model, not a curated record. Gene Ontology annotation, cellular component: transcription factor TFIID complex. Bases 9 to 2225 code for a protein of 738 amino acids.